Molecule: messenger RNA, 7524 nt
Organism: Cylas formicarius (sweet potato weevil)
Lineage: Eukaryota; Metazoa; Arthropoda; Insecta; Coleoptera; Brentidae
Gene: jing
Product: zinc finger protein jing
Exons: 8
Coding region: 1-2616 (871 amino acids)
Biological process (GO): regulation of transcription by RNA polymerase II
Cellular component (GO): ESC/E(Z) complex
Source: RefSeq, a predicted model, not a curated record
AUGGCAGACGGGUUGCGUGCGGGAGACACAGUCGGCGAUGUAAUCGAAAAAACAGUGAAAAACUAUGACAUUGUUAUGGAGUACAAAGGAAACGACAGUGCGAGCGCGUCCCUAGGCAGUGAGAAAGUGAAUUGUAAUUAUUAUAGUAGCAAAUCGUGUGACAGUGCUAAGUUAUUUGAUAAGUUGCGUGAAAAUGGAUCCAAACAUGAGGGAUUGCUCGCUGUCUGCGACGAGGAAGACUGCAGGAAAAAGAGAUGCGUCGACCGAUACGACAGUUCGGAAUCUUCAGACAGUGGCGUAGCCGUCCUCAGUUGCACCGACUGCAGCGGCAGCAGUACUGCCUCGAGCGACAUCACCGACCCCGGAUCGCCGUUCAGUACCGCCUCAAGCCACUCCGAAGAUUCCGGUACCGCCCCGCAUAAGCCACCCGCGAACAAAAUGCCGCCCGCGCAGGCCGCCCCCCACCCGCCCUGGCACUGGACCGUUGCGGCGGACGAGGCCUCGCCGCCGGCCCCGAAGAGACCGCUCCCUGACAAAACCGUAUUCGCCAAACGUCUUAAGUCCGCGGAGGAACCGCCCCCCAUCAAUACCCCGGACCGCCACCGUCACGUGGUAUCAGCCAAACUAUUCGUCGAAAAGAAACGGGUCAUUCAUUUGACUAAAGGGGGCGUCCUCGAUUCUAGUCUCACCAAUAAUAAUAAUAAUAAUAAUAGGCAGAAGGUGGAGCCAAUCAACAAGAUGCAACAGGGCAAGAUUACCGAAUACUUCAAGACCCAGGCGAAAGUGAAUGGCGUCAAGAAGGAGCUGCCGCUCAAAAGCAAAACGGCCGGCGGCAAAUUCGUCGCGUUGAUCAACAAACAGACGGAAUUUAAGCGUCACCACCAACCGUCGCAGGCUAUCAAUCAAAAGAAAGCUGCGCAGCCCGAAACAAAGCCGAGAAAGUUCGCGCAGACGGUCCCUCGGAAAAUACUUCCCGCACCCAGCAAAGUCCCCGAGAGCAUCGCCCAGUUGGGCGGCAUGCAUCACCACCACCACCACCACCCGUUCGCUCCGACGGUGACCUUGACCGCGGUCAGUUUUCCGCCUAAUUUGGCGUAUCUGCAUACCAAGAGUCCGAAACCGCCCGACAAUAACAUAUUCGUGCCCCAAGUGAGCACCAUCCCGUUGAUCAACCGUAAUCCUUGCCUGAACGUGAUCCAACACCACCACCCCAACCACCAGACUAUACCGAAACUGACUGCGUUGAAUAGUUUCAACUGCGUCAAAUUAAAUGCGACAGUAGUGCCUAUCGUGAAGUUAAACGCGUUGCCUUCAAGAUUAAACGGGUCACCGGGGAAUAUAGCCUUGAGCGUGGACACUGCCGUACCGACAGUCCUAUCGGCCAGGUCCAAGCCAGCGGAGGGUCACUGCGCCGCGACGCCGGCUGUAGUGUCAUCUCCAUCCGUUUUUAUACCAAAGCAAUACAGCGGCAGCGCCGCGGUCAGCGUAACAGAUAGUGGGGGCGGGACUCACCACCAGCAGCAGCAGUGCAGGAACGAGAAGACGAAGACCGUUGAACCAUACAGGACGGCGGAAUGUCAGACGCAGCCGCAGUCACCCGUGGAAAAGGUGGACGAGAGGGUCGAUCAAACACCAUCACCCACCGAUUCCUCGGACAGCGGCGUGUCGAGCAAAGGGAGCAGUCUCGAGGUGUGCGUUAGCGACGAUCCCGCCCCGGUAGAGUCGCAAAAAUCGCCGAUUUUAUCGCAACCCAAGACGAUCCGGUUUCCGCCCGUCAAGCGCGAGUCCAAGAGCCAGAAAGACGAUGGUAAGGAUGUGACGAAAAGCUCACCUCAGUCCAACGACGGUAGGUGCAGAUGGGACGGUUGCGCGGCGCAGUUCGACACCAGCGGGGCCUUAUUGGAACACCUACAGGUUAAACAUGUGAUAUCGCAAUCUCAACCAAAUCAGGAGCACUUCGUUUGUCUAUGGAGGGGAUGCAAGGUGCACGGACGGACUUCAUGUUCGAGAUCGUGGUUGGAGAGGCACGUCCUGGCUCACGCGGGAACAAAACCGUUUCGGUGUAUCGUCGACGGAUGCGGUCAAAGGUUCAAUUCGCAGCUGAUGCUCGAGCGUCACGUGAACGGGCACUUCAACAGCGACGGUAGCCAGAGCGGAACUGCCAAGAAGUCGGUAGAGAACGGCGACAAGGUCAAGUUGUUUAAGAGGAACGGCCGCAUUAUAAGGUUUAGGAGGCAGCCGUGGUCAGCGCGGAUGUUCGAUUUCAUCGAUUCCGGGAUCAUGGAGGGCCUCCAGCACAAACUGCUGAGCAUGACGCAGACGAGGACGACGGGCAAAGUCGUUUCCGCCGGUGACACGGUCGACCUGCACAGUCAGAUUUUGGCCAGAAGGACAGAAUCCGACGGAACCGUCAAAUUAUUGAUCAGGUGGCAUCCACGCGACGUGGUCUCCGAUGAAUGGGUGCCGGAAAAAGAGUACAAAUCGAGCAGGCCGCUGCCGAUCCCGAGGCUCAGCCCUGCGUCAAAGGAGGCGCUGGCGCCGGCGCUGUUUCCCAACGACGUGACGCGGCCGCCGCGCAAACACCAUAGGAAACCUGUCAAAAUGACGACAACGUGAUAAUUAGCUCUGUCGAUACAUAAGCGAUUUUCUUUUUAUAAACUUGUAAAUGUAAAUAGGUAAAAAUUAAUGGGUCGAGCCGUUGUCGACCCGUUCAGCUACCGUGGUCGCUUUUGACCACAGUGAUUAGUUAAAUGGUCAAAUUGAACUCUGACAUGGAAUAAUAUAAUAAUAUAGCGAACCGUGAGCGUUCGUCACAGAACACAGAAAUUGGUUAGGAACAGCGUUAGCGUAGAAAAUGGUAAUGGGAGACGACUUCGGCGUUUUAGGCGCCGCUUCAGUAGAGAUCGGAACUGGCAAAGUUGUGAUGCAGCUGUCUCUUCACCAAAAGCUUGAGUUAGAGUUUAAAAUUGGUAACCACAGCUUGUAGUUCUCACAUUCAUCUGCUUAGCGAACAACUUCCAACUAGGACAUUUUUUUUUCCGUAUCCAAUGGUACGUCAUUUCAGAGCUCCCGAGAUUCGUGUUAUCAUCUGUACGAAAAAUAGUGGCGUAUAUUUGCAAAAUUUCAACAAACCGCUUGGCAAGCAAAUAGUUUGAUCGACAAAUCGAUGACUUUUUUUGUUGUUCAGUAAUUAUAGUUUUAACAGUGUGUUUAUUGCCGUAAUGAAGAACUUCGAAAUAUUUCUAAUUAAGCGAAAUUGACCAUUUCUAGAUGCGGGUGGACAUAGAGCAGCAGCCCUUGUUCAUUCUGCUUCCCAAAUAGAUUUUUUUUUUGGAAAGCGAAAGGAUGGCGAUAAUAGUCAUAACAGUCGUAAUAUUUCCAAUACAAUGGCAAGGAAAGUUUACAUUGUUACAAUAGAAGGGAAAGCAGUUACUAUACUACUUUGACGGAGGAACAGUAAAGCGUAACGUUGCCAUUUCUACCGCACUCUGCGGCGCCUGCAUGGCGUCUUCCCUUACAAUUUUCUAUUUUAAGCUCGCAUAGUGGAGAAUUGUUUCCGCUCAAGGCCACGGAAUAUGCAAAGGGCACUCGAACGAUGUCUUUUAGAACAGUCCGCCGAGGUAUGUUGUAAAAAGAAACAACCGCGUUAAGGAUGAAACGGCGAGCGUUUCGCCGCACUAGGCUGUAUGUACAUUGUAAUUGAGAGGUUUCCUUUUUCGUAAGUUAAGCAAAGAACGGGAAAUGGCCUGAAAUUGGGUUCUUCAGGAUGGUUUUGACCGUUUAAGCAACCAGCGUACCGCCACUGCCAUUAUUCUGGUUAAUAAUAAUAAUAAUUAUAAUAUCGAAAUCGUUCUAGUUUAGGUAGGGAAAAUAAUUUAGCGCGCAUGCGUAGUUUCUUUUCUUCGGUUUUCGUUUGGUCGCGACAAAAACCGUAUUUUAAUUUUAAUUUAGUUGAUUUUUUAACAUUCCCUAUUUUGUAUAUUUUUUUCUACAACGUGUGACAAAAAAUAAAAAAAUUCAGUUGACUUAACACUGCCAUUCAAGAGCUGCCGACAAGACGUUUAGUGUGAUUUUGAUUAGGACAAACGCCAUGACAUUUUUUUUCUGAUCCUUUCGUUACGAGCAAAACAGACAUGGACUCGCGGUGUUCAGCAAACAAUAAUGUUAAACGAUGCCGAUCAAAACCAAAAGUCAAAAAGAAAAAGAUCAAAAUCGUUUUUGAUCGAGAGGGGAUCUUACACGCACAAAUUUUGACAAAAUUUAUAACGCCACAGGUUAAUUUUUGGGUUUCAAAGUUACCAAUAGAUAAAAGAUACAGAUUUUUUAAAUUUCGCAUUUGGUUGGCAUUGAUAGUGCCAUUUAUAUUACCAAUUUGUUGGCGUGUGUUUAUUUUUUACCUGAACAAUAGGUUUUGGCAAAAAGUGUCCGUGUAAAACAGGACUUAGCGUUUUCAAAUCAAAUUUAUGGCAAAACUCAAUCAAUAUAUACGAAUGUGUUCCGUUACGAUGCCAACCUUUAUUUUCGUCGUAACAGUUUUUUAAAAAUUGAUCUCAAAAAGUGUUCGUUCUCUUUUUUUUUUAAUUAGUUAAUUUGAAGAUUCCGUAUUUGUCUUGUUCUUUUUUUGAAAUCAUGACGAAUAUGAAAUUUUCACCGGCAAUCCCAAAAUGUCUGGCAUAAAAUGGGGGAAGAUGGAGAAUAAAUCUUCCAGCCAUUUUAAAACGUCCGAUUUGGAUUCGACAUGGUGGGAUUUGCAGUGAGCCCGCAUCUUUUUUUUUUAUUGCAAAAAAGACGCAGGACACGCAUGUAGUACUUAAAAAUGUGGUGCAUUUACCUUUUGUUCGUUUUACGAUUUCAUUGUAUAAAUUAUUUGCUCACGAUUUAUUUUUUCGGAACAAAAAGCGCGGCGCACGCGCACUGACUGAAAUUUUUAUAUACACCGUACAAUUUUCGUUUUAAUGUGUUUUAGCGUAGAGACUGAUUUUUUUAAAACUAUAAAUGCAAUGGUAACAAAGGUUCGUCUCGGCGGCGAGGGAACCGGGAUAAAAGUUAGCAAACAUAGAUAGACAGGGACGGUCCAAGUUUUGGUUGAAAAUUAGAAAAAUAUAUAUUAAAUUAAUUCCCAACCUUAAACGAAACGUUUUUGUUUUACAGAAACUACAUAUUCUCAUUAUUUAAUUUUUAAUAUAAAGAGUGGUAGACCAAGCACUGCAAUUUUUUGAAAAUUUCUACUAAAAACUAAGAAGCUUGGAACAAUUUGCGGAUUUUGAUUUCUUUACCGUUUAAUUAUAAAAUUUUGCAUUUUGAACCGUUUUUUUUUACAUGUGACAGCGAUUUUUAAAAAAUUCCGUAUAUCGCUUUUAGAAUGUGUCUCGUGAAUUGAAGGCAGAGCCCUCCUGAUGAGGUUUUGGUACAAACUGUUUCAAAAAUGGUGAAGAUAUCAAAAAUACUCCAAAAACUGGUGUGUUCAUAACAUGUGGGCCAUCCCUGUCGAAAAUUGUAUUAAAUUCGGCCACCCUCGCGGCGCGACGCCCCCCAUCAGCCAACAAUUCGGUUGCUAUUAGUUGUAUACUAAUAAUUUAAUUUAAUUACUGUAAAUAAAUGGCAAUAUUUAUUAAGGUUUGCUGUAACUACUAAUUAACAUACGGGGAUCCCCGGGAUCCGGACGUAUAGUCCGUCGUCCGUCCGGAUGGACUUGUAGCAACCACACCCUCACACCCCCCACUCUCCCGCUAUAUCGAACAAAGUGACGACCCCCGAACCAACUUUUUUGUAACAUAGUUUAGUCGUUUCGAAAUUAUAUAUAGUUGCGUAUCGUAGAGACGAUAUUAAACCGUAAUUGAGGAAAAAGAAAGUAACUUUUGUACACGAAAAAAUAUUCUUCUACGGCAUUGCAUUUAGACGAGAAACCUGAUUUUUAUUAUUUAUAUUUUUUUUGGAAAUUAAGACUGUUCUGCUAAAAGAAAAAUACCUGGAAAGUACCGUAUAUAUAAUAAUUAUAUAUCAUAAAUUUAGGGAAAUUUUAUUAUCUGCUAGUUGCGUUUAUUGUGUACGAACAAUAUAUUUGCUGUGUUCAUAUUAUUUUAAUGUGUGUUUUAACUCAAAUUCGGAGUCGGCAAGGUUUGCGACAAAAAGUUGAAACUAUUUGCUCACAAUUUUAUUGAGUGUUAAGUGUGACUGUGGCAAAGUCGUUAGAUACCUAAACCUGAAAAAAUUAUCAAAAAAUUUAACGCUUCUAGACGAUUUUGUGUGAGCGUUUUAACUUUUUAUGGCAAAAAUUUUAACAAUAAUUCGAUUCGAUUAUCUGAUAAUGGUGUAAGAAAAGUUCCCUGCGUGCGUUUGUCUGUAACAACAUUUAGUUUGAGUAACGUACCAUCGUGUAUCUCAAGCUUUUGACCUUGAACUUCAACGAGAAGAAUCUGAGCGAUAAGGCAUAUUGUUUUGCUCAAUUAUUUAGACUUUUUUUUUACUUUAUUUUCCGUUUCAAAAGUCCAGUCGCGGCCCUCGCCGAGCUCCUUUGUACAAAUUAUUGAUUUUUACGAUAAUAAUUGGAGAUUGUUCAAAACAGAAUGUUAGCUUCAAAGGUUUAACUGAAUGUUAAAUAGGGUUGUAGGAAAAUUUCACCUCGGAUCAUGUCCCCACCAUCAUGCGGGGGCGUGGCGCGGAGCGCAAAGUUUGUUCGACUUUAAUUCUAAGUGUUAGUGGAUGAUUAUAGAGUAUUUUAAAGAAUCACGAGUUGUAAAAAAAACGCUUGAAGUUGGAUGUGUAAACCGUUUUAUCGCGAUUAAAGAAAAAUUUAUCAAAAAAAAAACACUGACCACCCGAUGUCGUAUGAUUUUUUUUCACGCGCAAAAAAAAUUUAAACUUCUAUCCCAAUUGGUGUAAUUAUAUAUAUAUUUAUUACAAAUUUGUUAGCGGUUAUCGAUAUAGGAGCUUUUAAGUUCGGUGACGACGUCCCGGACUGGUUUGACUAUUUUAGGAUCGUAGGUUUUAAAAUAACUCGUCGAAAAGUGGGAAAAAUGAAACAAUUUCCAAUCUGUACAUAAUUUAUUCGCUAGUUUUUAUUACUUUAGUAUCGAUGUCAUGAAUUCAACGUUAUUUUUUCUUUCUAAUUGUUUUCGAUUUGGUUAGAAUAUUAAACAAAUUCUACCUCACUGUCUAUAAUUAGGUUUUAUUACACGCGCUAAUUUGCAAUAUAAAUCGCAUCUCCGCUUCAAAGAAAAGAAUUACCUUACCGCGUUUGUUUUUCCCUAGGUAACGAGUGACCUUUUUUUUUCUUUAAUUCUUCGCUCCCCCCAUUUCGAUUUUUUUUUGGGCGCCGAUGAAUUUAUAUUAUCUGUUCGAAUCUGAAGACUGUGGUGCAGUGAGGUCCCUUAUUAGUUUUUUUUGUUUAUAUAUUAACUAUCUGUUUAAUCAAUUCGAACGAACACCUAACUGCAUUUUAUUGUGAUUCGGCAGAACAACUUUUCAAGUUACUUUCGAAUUGUAUCUUAAGAAAAUUUAAAUAAAUUUGUGUAAAUAAUUCAA